AUUCAUAACUCGCUUCCUGCCAUUGAAAUGUAACGGGUUAUUUGUGAGAAAAGAGAUAAUAAUGCAAACAUCUCCGCGAUCGAGUCCCCGCGAAAGGGGUUCAAGAUCACCUGCUUAUCCGCGACAAGAUUCUACGGGAACUCUGAAAGCUACGAUUAGCCUGAUUCCUGGAAAAAACCCGUCUGUAACACAAACGGGCACCUUCUAUCUUAUGAGAGACACACCGGAGCCGGCAGACAUUACAGGCAGUAACAACCUGCUAGCACGAUACGGGCUGGAACAUUCCUACAACAAAUUCUUUGGUAAGAAGGUCAAAGAGGAACUGAGUGCUUUUCUACCUCACCUUCCUGGUAACAUUGACACCCCUGGUCAUCAAGAUAACAGCUCUCUCCGAUCUCUAAUCGAGAAGGCACCCAUUCUUGGGAAAGAAUUGAUUCCCUUGUCAGGUCCUGCACUUUCGGGUUUCCGUCUGCAUCCAGGACCUUUGCCUGAACAGUAUCAGAUGAUGGCCCAAAUGCCUCAUAAAAAGAAGAAGCACAAGAAGCGAUCACGGGAAGUGGAGAAAACUAAUGCUGUACCUGUUGCCCAAGCACCUGAUAAUGCUGGAGAUAAUGAGGCCAAGAAACCCAAAAAAGGAAAGAAAGAAGAGGAGCCCAAAGAAAAACGCAAGAAGAAGAAGGAAAAAAAGAAGAAAAAGCAGAAGCACAGCCCUGACCAGCCUACUCCACACACAAAUAUAGACACAGGCUCUUGAGGACUGCCAAACCUAUGCACAAAUGUUGACACAGGCUCUUGAGGACUGCUAACCCCACGCACAAAUGCUGACACAGGCUUCUGAGAACCACCAAACCCUCACAGAAAUGUUGAUAACAGGGUCUUGCUGGGGACUACCACUAUAGUCAGAAAGAUGAAGCCAUGCUGGGAAGGUACCCAUGGCAUGGGGUUGAAGACAAGCAAAGAAAAGGGAAAGAAUCACUUUGUAGCAGUUGUCAGAAGUGCUGCCAGUCCAGAUUGUUACUAGAAGACUUGUAGCUGAAAGACUUUAUAACAAUCAGCAGAUAGAAAUAAAGUGUUGGAUGGUGUUGUGAAGCUAAAUUACAGGACUGUCACUUCGUCAACAGCAAUAGCUCUCUCCUUGUACCUUAAACUUUAUAAGUGACAGGAGGCUAUAAACACCCUUUCCACACUGCGGCAGAUUUAAACAAGCUGUCACCUAACCUCUCGAUGGUAUAGUUGUAGCUGUUUUCAACAAAGACUUAUGGUAUAUGUCACACAAUGUAUGCUUGUCUUGUCACAUUGCAAGCCCACACAAAAAAAAAAGACUGCAAAGUGUCGGCAGGCAUUGUCAUUGACUGAUGGGGACCAUGUUGCCACAACUAACUUAUUUGUCUGUGUACUUGGGGUCAUGUAACCAUGUUGCAGCAGUUUAUCAGCAGGCUGUUAAGUGACAUGACAUUUGUUGUUGAUGUUGAUUGUGUGUGAGAAAUUUGUUUUAACUUCCUGUUUUUUAUUGUUUGAAUGAGUGUGUGUUAUCCUAUGCAUCACAAGAUCAUUGGCCCUACUUGGCAUAAGGAAAACCCAGCUUAGGUGUUUUUGCUACUUAGACGUAUUGAAGUCUGCAGAGCACAGGUUACACAACCAUUCCAGAGUGCUAUGCUGGACUAUACACAUUUUUUAUAAUCAUAAAAUCACACUUUCUUAAAUGAUGGGAUAUGGGAGAUGACUAAAUUAAAUGCUAGAAAAAGAAAAAGAAAUGACAGUAUAAGGUAAAUAGAGAGAGGAAUUAUUAGAAAUACAACA
This is a messenger RNA of Pomacea canaliculata, 1800 nucleotides long. Its product is annotated as mediator of RNA polymerase II transcription subunit 19-like. The coding region runs from base 62 to 754 and encodes 230 amino acids. Gene Ontology annotation, cellular component: mediator complex. NCBI's taxonomy places the organism in Eukaryota, Metazoa, Mollusca, Gastropoda, Architaenioglossa, Ampullariidae. Gene Ontology annotation, biological process: positive regulation of transcription by RNA polymerase II. The transcript is spliced from 6 exons. Gene Ontology annotation, molecular function: transcription coregulator activity; transcription factor binding. The record is from RefSeq and is a predicted model, not a curated record.